This is a messenger RNA of Frieseomelitta varia, 7585 nucleotides long. It is a transcript of the gene ATP8B, whose product is annotated as phospholipid-transporting ATPase ID. The coding region runs from base 2620 to 6975 and encodes 1451 amino acids. Gene Ontology annotation, molecular function: ATP hydrolysis activity; ATP binding; ATPase-coupled intramembrane lipid carrier activity. Gene Ontology annotation, cellular component: plasma membrane. The transcript is spliced from 18 exons. The record is from RefSeq and is a predicted model, not a curated record. Gene Ontology annotation, biological process: phospholipid translocation; Golgi organization. Lineage: Eukaryota; Metazoa; Arthropoda; Insecta; Hymenoptera; Apidae.
UUUCCUAGUAGGUAGACCGGCGUGGUUCCCCCCACCUAGCGAAGCUUUUUCCUCGAUCGAGGCGCGCACCGAUGGAGAAAUGCCGCCUCGCCGUUUUACUCGUCAGUCGAGAAUGGCGUAAGCUUCCGACCGGACGGCCUUUCCGAUCGGUGAACACGCUGAAACGCUUCUCUUUUUUUUCUUUUCUUUUCUCUCGCGUGGUCCGCGAAACGGCGAGUUCCCCAUUCCUCCUCCACUUCUUUUUUCCAUCCAUCUCGAUCCAUCUCUCCCUUCGUUUUUUUUUUUUUUUUCUUCUCGAUCGGUGUGUGUCAUCGACGAACGAAAGUUGCCGGUUUGAAACCUCGAUUUUACAUUCGAAGUGCCUCUCUUUUUACAUUCCGCUUGUCACGUUGGUUGUCUGAAAAGGAGAAAAAGAUUUUUUUUUUUUUUUUUUUUUCGAAGAACAAACAAUCGAGUUACGAUACAGUGACGUAGAGUGCCUGUGCCUUUUCUAACCGACCUCUCCUUGGUCCCGCGAAGUCGAAACUUUCGCGAAUUCGACGAACCUCGUGAUCCAGUGAAAAGCAACGAGUGGACCCGGUGAUAAAAUAACUGGUACCCCGGUUUUCCAAUUGGAGGGUAAAUAGAUGAAUCGAGUGAUCGUGCACCGGUUGAAAAAUUGAACGCAACGUCGACCUGUAGAGUUAUUUCUUUUUUUCUUUUUUUUUUUUUUUUUAAACGUUCGUCCAACUUCGCGCGCUUUUCGAAGCGUCGAAAAGCAUCGAGGUUCCUUGAACGCGGUUGAAGAGGAACGUUGGAAAGUGAUUGUUGUCGUCUGGGGCAACGUGGUCUUUCGAAAGUCGCGAUUUCGUUACCGUUCGACACCUUGAAUCCACCUAGGCGAAGGUGGUCGAUCGCUGCGAAGGAUUUCUCGCAACCUUGACCCACUGGGGAUCAAUCGGCUGCUACAAUUAUAAAACACGUAUACGUCGAUACUUCGGAUCGAAGCCUUACGGAUAUUUUUCACAUCGGGCGAGGAAAUAUGGAACGGUGAAGUUGAAAAUACGAGACGGUGAUCGGUGACUCGGCAGAGAAGCAUUUUUGUACGGUGUAUAGAAGAAAUAUUCCCUCGUCGAACGAUGCUUUUCAUUGUGCAGAUUGGACACGGCCCCUCUGGUAGUCGUCGAUGAAUAGACUCGCAACUGUUCAUUCUUUGGUUUCUUGGAAACGUCAGAUGAGACUUCUACUAUGCGAAGACAUGACUUCUGGUGCUCUUCAAGCGUGUGUCCGCAAAGUUCAGUGUGGGAGGGGGUAAGUGAAACUUGGCGACGAGCAGGAAGGGUGUUCUCGGACACCGAAAGCUGGGGCACCCUGACGAGGAGGUCCUGGAGGAGGAGGUGGGUCGCAGGAGAGAGGAAAGAAAGGAGGUGACCAUCCACCCCACAUGGACGCCACCCCCAAAGGACCCCCCGUACCCCCCACACCGGAUAUCCUGUCACCAUUAUUUAGCCGCAGAAUAUCCGACCUGAACGUAAGGGCGCCGUUCUUCUCUGCCCUGCAUCAACGUCCUCAACGUUCUCGUCGAAUAUCGAGACAUCCGACACUUGAUGCACGUCGUACGACGGAAACAACCGCCCACGUCGCGUCAUCAUUAUCUUACACGUGCCUCAAUUUCUCUCGUCUUUUUCGCCGUAAAUUGAAACAAUUGCCGAUUCUGUAUCUCCACGUCCUCGAUAAUAACAACAAUCAUCAACCUGUUCGGCCACGAAAGUCGAACAUCCGGCCACUCGGUGUAGCAUCAGUUCUAACGUCGAGGAACCACACUCGUUUCCGGUGUCCAUUAGCAAGGACCAUUACCACCGUCGGUUCGGAAACAACAGCUCCGAGGACGGGAGAGAAGGCGACAACGCCCGUAACGAUAUCGCAAUCGCCAAACGAAGGCAGCAGGAGGUCGUUUUUUACCCCCGUUUUUACACCACGGCGAUCGUGCCGUAGAUUUGAUGCAUUUUUUACAAGACCAGCCGCGAAGCGUCUCCAAGCCGUGGAAGUACUUUUAACAGGCGUCGCAUCUCGCGCGAAACAUAUCUACAGACUCCGUCCAAAAGCGCCUAACUCCGAGCUGCAGCCUAAUAGAUCACGCAAACAAUGUCGCGCAGCGCUGCCACGCGUCCUAUGCAAGAAACCUCCCUUGAAACCUGGUAGGAAGCCUGCGGCCGCUACUGCAGCAGAUAUCGAAAAGUCGCGCCUUCUUACUGUAAAAAAUUUCUCAACGACCCCGAAUGUGUUUCCAGUUCUCGUCUUGGAGACAUCGCGCUGAUGCCGACGCACGUGACACACGAUCAUAUCGAAUCGUGUAGUUCGCAAAGUCGAAACUCAGAAACGCAGUUGGAGUAAAAGGAAAGAAAAAAGAAAAAAAAAACAGUCGACAAAGUUGUCGAAACGCUGUUUUUUUCUUUUCUUCACGAGGAACAGUGAGAUUUUUACAAGUAAUAGAAACAGUACGCGUUAUUGCCGGGAAGAAUGAUGUCGUUUGAGAAAAUACCCAGCCACCGAACGAUCAGUAGAAGCGUGAACGCGUACAUUUUGCAUCGAGAUUCAACGAAAACAGAGUUAACGGGCUAAUGCCGUCCUGCACCUGCAAUGAUUCGCGAGGACGAAGAAGAGGAGGGCCCCAGGUGGAAAUAUGUAAGAGGCGAGGCGGACAUCGUCUCGUCGGCACGGCUAAAGUGCCACGAGGAAGAAGAGGUGAAGGACUGCGACGAGGCGGACAAAGCCUCGUGUACGGCGACAAAAUCGGACGCGGAAGAUAGCCGGAAGGGGUCGACGACUGCCGCGUCGGUGUGCAACGACGACGAGAACUCCGGUACCCGACGAAAGAAGAAGAAACGUCGGAAAACGAGGAAGAAACAGCAGCUGCAGCUGCAACAGCUGCCACAGGAAUCCGCUGACAGCCAAGCGCACUCGGUGGUGAAUCUGCCGUCGUCUUCCGACGAGGUCGAGGCGGUCGGCGAGUGCUCGAAGAGAGACUCGUCCAGCAGUUUAGGCGGCGCGAGCAGGCACAACACCUUGAGGGAAUCGUUGCUCACCGUGCUGGGCAAACUGGUGAUCUGGAAAGGCACCAGGUACCGUUCGACAACAGCUGCGUCCUCUUCGUCGUCGGCACCGCCAAAUUCACCGCCCGCGACCGAGUGCAUAGGCCGUAGCACAUCCUUUUUUUCCAGCGAAACGGAGAGGAGAAUUCGCGCCAAUAAUCGCGAGUUCAACUCACAGUUUAAUUAUGCGAACAACUACAUCAAGACGUCCAAGUAUACGGUUCUGACGUUCCUACCGUUAAAUUUGUUCGAGCAAUUUCAGCGGCUCGCUAACUUUUACUUCCUAUGCCUGCUGGUGCUUCAGAUGAUCCCCGCUAUCUCCUCCUUGACCCCCAUCACUACAGCCAUACCCCUUAUAGGGGUGCUCAUGCUCACUGCCGUCAAAGAUGCCUACGACGAUUUUCAACGGCACAACAGCGAUUCGCAAGUGAACAAUCGAAAAUCACAAACGCUGCGCGGUACCAGCCUUCGUGAAGAGAAAUGGUCGCAAGUUCAAGUGGGCGAUGUAAUUAGAAUGGAAAACGAUCAGUUCGUUGCAGCCGACGUGCUUCUUUUAUCUACUAGUGAGCCAAAUGGUCUUUGUUAUAUCGAAACUGCGGAAUUAGAUGGGGAAACGAAUUUGAAGUGUCGGCAGUGUUUAACCGAAACUGCCGAAAUGAUGGAUAAUCACGAAUUGAUUGGUCAAUUCGACGGAGAAAUAGUUUGCGAAACUCCUAAUAAUUUGUUAAAUAAAUUUGAUGGUACUCUUACGUGGAAAGGACAGAAAUACCCAUUGGACAACGACAAAAUUAUAUUACGAGGUUGCGUGCUCCGAAAUACGCAAUGGUGCUAUGGUGUGGUCAUCUUUGCAGGCAAGGAUACCAAAUUAAUGCAAAACUCAGGGAAGACCAAAUUUAAGAGGACUUCUAUAGAUAGGCUGCUGAAUCUUCUCAUCAUCGGGAUAGUGUUCUUUUUACUUUCUAUGUGUUUGUUCUGUAUGAUCGGCUGUGGUAUUUGGGAAAGUCUUGUGGGCCGUUAUUUUCAAGUGUAUCUACCCUGGGACUCGUUGGUGCCUAGCGAGCCUAUGGGAGGUGCAACAGUGAUCGCUCUGCUUGUGUUCUUUUCUUAUGCUAUCGUAUUGAACACAGUGGUGCCAAUCAGUUUAUACGUGAGUGUCGAAGUUAUCAGAUUCGUUCAAUCGUUUUUGAUCAAUUGGGAUGAAGAGAUGUACCAUGCACCUACGAACACACACGCUAAAGCAAGGACUACUACAUUAAACGAAGAGUUGGGACAAAUAGAAUAUAUAUUUUCCGAUAAAACCGGAACAUUAACGCAAAACAUCAUGACUUUUAACAAGUGUUCUGUGGCAGGAAAAUGUUAUGGGGACGUUAUCGACGAAGUUACCGGGGAAGUCGUCGAUUUAAGUGAGACGAACAAAGCUGCCGAAACACCUACGAUGCGAUGGAAAAAUGGACAAGAGUUUGUUCAAGUAUAUACACCUAAAACUGGUCCAAACGUACGUCUACUGGAACAAGUUGACAGGAUAUCCAAUAUAAUUGGAGAGCCAGGCCCCAUUGGCAGUCCGAUGGUUCCACAUAAACUUUCUACAACGCCAGCAUUGGAUUUCUCGUUCAACAAGGAUUACGAACCAGAAUUCAAAUUCUACGAUUCUGCAUUACUCGAAGCUGUAAAAAAAAAUAACGAAGACGUUCAUAGCUUCUUUCGAUUGCUGGCACUUUGUCAUACUGUUAUGCCGGAAGAAAAAAAUGGCAAGCUGGAGUAUCAGGCACAGUCGCCGGAUGAGGCUGCCCUUGUAUCUGCCGCUAGAAACUUUGGUUUUGUAUUCAAAGAAAGAUCUCCAAAUAGUAUUACAAUUGAAGUUAUGGGGAAGCGUGAAAUAUACGAGCUGCUUUGCAUUUUGGACUUUAAUAAUGUUAGGAAAAGAAUGUCUGUAAUUUUGAGGAAAGACGGGCAUCUUAGGCUAUACUGCAAAGGAGCGGACAAUGUUAUUUACGAGCGAUUGAAAAAAGGCAGUGAGGAUAUGAUGGCAAAAACAUUGGAUCAUCUUAACAAAUUUGCGGGUGAGGGCUUAAGAACAUUGUGCCUUUCGGUCAGAGAUCUAGAUGAACAAUUUUUCAAUGAUUGGAAGCAACGUCAUCAAGAAGCUGCCAUGAGUCAGGAAAACAGGGAUGAUAAAUUGGAUGCAAUAUAUGAAGAAAUAGAAAAGGAUAUGACAUUAUUAGGUGCUACUGCCAUUGAAGAUAAGUUACAAGAUGGUGUACCUCAAACUAUUGCUAAUUUAGCUCUGGCUGGCAUAAAGAUCUGGGUAUUAACUGGUGACAAACAAGAAACAGCUAUCAAUAUUGGUUAUUCCUGCCAACUGCUGACAGACGACCUUACAGAUGUUUUUAUAGUAGAUUCCACUACCUAUGAUGGUGUCGAGAAUCAGUUAUCGCGAUACUUGGAAACUAUUAAAACAACUUCCGGUCAUCAAAAUCGGCCAACUCUCUCCGUUGUCACAUUCAGGUGGGACAAAGAAAGCAGCGAUACUGAGUACAAUCCUAGCAGGGAUGAACAGGACGAGCAUGAGAUGGAACAAGCAACAGGAUUCGCGGUGGUUAUUAAUGGGCAUUCCUUAGUUCAUGCAUUACAUCCGCAACUUGAGCAACUUUUUCUUGAGGUAUCAAGCCAAUGUAAAGCUGUGAUAUGCUGUCGUGUGACUCCUUUACAAAAAGCAAUGGUAGUCGAAUUAAUCAAGAAAAAUAAAAAUGCUGUGACUCUGGCAAUUGGUGAUGGAGCUAAUGAUGUCUCGAUGAUAAAAACAGCUCAUAUAGGUGUUGGCAUCAGUGGACAAGAAGGGUUACAAGCUGUAUUAGCAUCCGAUUAUUCGAUAGGACAGUUCAGAUUUUUAGAAAGAUUACUCCUUGUUCAUGGCAGAUGGUCAUAUUACAGAAUGAGCAAAUUUCUUAGAUAUUUUUUUUAUAAGAACUUUGCGUUUACAUUAUGUCACAUCUGGUUUGCCUUUUUCUGUGGAUUUAGCGCACAGACUGUAUUUGAUCCUAUGUAUAUUUCUGUCUACAAUCUCUUUUAUACAUCAUUACCUGUAAUGGCAGUUGGCAUAUUUGAUCAAGAUGUUAAUGAUAAAAAUAGUUUAAUGUAUCCGAAACUAUAUGCACCUGGAUUACAAAAUUUACUUUUUAAUAAAAAGGAAUUUUGUUGGAGUGCCAUACAUGGGUUUUUUGCUAGCUGUGUAUUAUUUUUAGUUCCGUAUGGAACAUAUAAGGAUGGAGUAUCACCAAAGGGCUAUGUACUUUCUGAUCAUAUGUUACUGGGAAGUGUUGUAGCUACUAUAUUAGUCAUAGUUGUGACUGUUCAAAUAGCCCUUGAUACAUCAUAUUGGACAAUUGUUAAUCACAUUAUGGUUUGGGGCUCGCUCAUUUGGUAUUUUAUUUUAGAUUAUUUCUAUAACUUUGUCAUAGGUGGUAGUUAUGUUGGCAGUCUUACAAUGGCAAUGUCUGAAGCAACGUUUUGGUUCACGGCGGUCAUUUCGUGUAUCAUAUUAGUAAUACCUGUACUAUCGUGGAGAUUCUUCUUCAUAGAUGUAAGACCAACACUAUCUGACAGAGUUAGACUUAAACAGAGAUUGGCACAACUUCGCUCUCGCCAAAGUCAAGACAUACUUCGUACACCAUCUACAAGACGAACACGACGAUCUCUUCGUUCUGGAUAUGCUUUUGCGCAUCAAGAAGGUUUUGGCAAACUCAUUACAUCUGGAAAAAUUAUGCGAAAAUUGCCGAAUGGUGCAGAUUUUAAGUUUGCCAUGCCAUUUACGAACAAUACCAGCAAACAAGUUAGUGUUGCCACCACGUCACCAAAGGACAAUUCAUCCAAAAAUUCGCACACAUUGGAUACUAUUAAUCUGUAAUUUAGGUAGCCAACUCAUGUUAAUAUGUGCAUUAAUAUAAGAUAUGUACAAUUUGUAUCUUUACAAAAUUGUAUUAUGUUUUUGUUACCCAUCAGUAUUGAAUAGAUUUAUGUAUGUGUGUAAUAGAUACAUGUAUAUGAAAUCAUGCACGAAUUUUAAAAGCUGAUUGAAAGGAUGCAAUCAAUCGUGAGCAGUACUCGUAAAAAACUAUUUGCAAGCUCAUCACAGAUGGGCAAUGCGAAAUCAUUAAUUUAGAAAAAAAUGAUAAAUAUGUCCCUUUUUAAUCCAUAAAGCGGAUAUAUUGAAGGAACAUUAUUUAUACUUUAUACUUUUUUCGAGAAGGAAAAUGGUGGAACAUCAUCAAAGAGAAACAAGAGCAAGUAAAUCUGGUAAUGUUUGUACUUAUUAUGAAAGACGAAUAAUAAUUAAUCUUGCUACAGAAAACGCUGCAGAAUGCGAUUACAAUUCUAAUAAUUUAUCAACGAGUCACCUCUUUAUGCUAUUGAAAUUUAAUAUUUCACAAAUUACAAAAUUGUUCACGUAUCAAACAUUUCUUACUAGUUUUUAAGUUAAUAAAAGUAAUGCAGCAUAAUGUUGUAUUUUUCAAGUA